AUGGUCGGUGGAGCUAUUUCGUGGAGGAGUAUUAAGAAGACUUUGACUGCUACUUCUACCAUGGAAGUUGAGUUUGUCUCUUGCUUUGAGGCUAUAUCACAUGGUGUAUGGCUUAAGAGUUUCAUUUCUAGACUAAAGUGUUCUUGUCUUGAUCUUCUUGGUCUCUCUCUCAGCAGUGGUCUGCACCACGCUUCCAUCUACACCGCAAAAGAUGUAACAUUCAAAAGGGUCAUGAGUGCUGUCCCUGCGGUGUGUAACAGGCUCAUGUGGACCAUUUGUUUUUCCAUAACUUCUUUUAUUAUUUACAAUCUUUUUGGUUUUUUUUUAGUCAUGAUCUUAUUACUAUUCCCAAUUGUAAUUGGGGUAUUUGGUAAAGGAGUUGUGGUUUUUCUUUUAGUUUUGUUUGCGAUUCUAUACAUCAUAGAGUUUGUGUACGUCACCGUGGUGUGGCAAAUAUCAAGUGUUGCGGCUGCGUUAGAAGACUAUCACGGUUUCAUCACUCCCGAGGUUUCUCUUUAUAAGUCACAAAAGAGCAAGGAGUUGAUAAAGGGGAAGAAGAUGUUUUAAUUUUUGUCAAUAUUCUUGCUUUUCACACCGGUGGUUGCUCUUGUAUCGAUAUUGGUUUUGUUCCAGGAGAUGGUGGUGCAAGGAUGGAGUGUGAGUCCUUUGGAAGGAGCAGCAUUUGGGGUUCUAUGCUUCUUGUUAUUGUCUUGUUCGUUCCCUUUCUGGUUUGUUGUGCAAACUGCGUUCUAUUUUGUUUGCAAGUCCUAUCACAAUGAGAACAUUGACAAAUCAGCUUUAGCAGAUCGUCUUGAAGGGUAUGCCAAUAAUGGAAGUCCGGAUGUUCAGCUGAAGCAAAACCAAGUUUGA
Molecule: messenger RNA, 870 nt
Organism: Glycine soja
Lineage: Eukaryota; Viridiplantae; Streptophyta; Magnoliopsida; Fabales; Fabaceae
Source: RefSeq, a predicted model, not a curated record